UAAUUUGUGGAAAUGCUACAAUAUUAGAAUAUAGACCACAUGCACAUAGAAUGAUUUCAGACGAUAAAUGUCAAUGUCAUAUGUCGAUGUCAUUUGUCGCUGUUUAUUCCCAUUAAAGUUAUUCUUACGUCGAGGCACACACGACAAACAACAAUGCACAGUGUUCAGGUAGCCUGCUCUCGUUGUGUUGCCAGAUUGUGUGGGAUUCUGCUCCAGCGCUACCGCGCAUGCGCUUGGGAAGCCUGGGGUAGGCCCUGCUGUUUUUCUAACUCUAGUUCAAUCCUACACUGCCAUCUCAACCAAAACAAGGAGCAAGAAAAUCCCCCUCUUGGACGGCAGAUAAACGAGGGUGUUCAUUACCAUCGACUUGACUUUUCUGUUUGGACUUAAACGCUCAAUGACAAUCUACAGGCACUCUUUAAGACCCUUCCCGACCUAAAGAAGGUGUAACAGGCGAGUUAGAGAAAAUGAGAUACUUUUGAACUGUGAACAGUCACCUUAGACUGGGAGAGGCUCACGUGAGCUCUGUUAAAACGACAUAUAAAGGGCGGCACGUGAGGCGUUCUGACUGAAUAACACAAUGAGUCUACACAUCAAACACACAUCAUCAUGAACGGCGGCUACUGCUAACAUGUGGUACCUUCAGUCUCGCACCCGACGGAAAUCACAUGCACCCCACUGGGGACCACAGCAGUAUUUCAAAACUUGACAUUCAGGUGCUCCCAGAGACCUCUGACUGAACGCAUACAACAAUAUUGAUAUUCCAACACAUCUAUCUAGUCCACCUGCCGACCCUACAUCCCGUGACCUUACAACUCCUUAUAUAAAGAAAGCAGACCUGGAGGUUAAUUUACAAAUGUCUACCUCACGCUUAAAGGUCCUCUCUCUACAUCUGCAACCUUGAACACGCUACAAAAAUGACCUCCAGCAUAGACCGGGAUGACAGCAGUAUCUUUGAUGGGUUGAUGGAAGAAGAUGAGAAGGACAAAGCGAAAAGAGUUUCUAGGAACAAGUCGGAAAAGAAGAGGCGAGACCAGUUCAAUGUGCUCAUCAAGGAACUGGGCACCAUGUUGCCGGGUAACACCCGCAAGAUGGACAAGUCUACCAUCCUCCAAAAGAGCAUCGACUUCCUGCGGAAGCACAAAGAAAUCGCUGCACAGUCUGAGUCCAGUGAAAUCCGUCAGGACUGGAAACCUCCUUUUCUCAGCAACGAAGAGUUCACACAGCUCAUGCUGGAGGCACUGGAUGGCUUCUUUCUGGCUAUCAUGACAGACGGCAAUAUAAUCUACGUCUCAGAAAGCGUCACGUCUUUAUUAGAACAUCUACCUUCUGAUCUUGUGGAUCAGAACCUGUUGAACUUCCUUCCGCUGGGUGAGCACUCUGAGGUGUAUAAAGCCCUGUCCACACACAAUCUAGAGGGGGAGACCCUCACCCCAGACUACCUGAAGACAAAAAACCAGUUAGAGUUUUGUUGCCACAUGCUCCGAGGCACCAUCGACCCAAAAGAGCCGCCCGUUUAUGAGUAUGUCAAGUUCAUCGGAAACUUUAAGUCCCUCAACACUGUGCCUAACUCGACGCGUAACGGCUUCGAGGGAGUGAUCCAGCGAUCGCUAAGACCGGCUUUCGAAGACAGAGUAUGUUUCAUAGCAACUGUGAGGUUAGCCAAACCUCAGUUUAUCAAGGAAAUGUGUACUGUGGAGGAGCCCAAUGAAGAAUUCACCUCCAGACACAGUUUAGAAUGGAAAUUCCUGUUUUUGGACCACAGGGCGCCCCCAAUCAUAGGUUACCUGCCCUUUGAAGUUCUGGGUACGUCGGGGUACGACUACUAUCACGUGGAUGACCUGGAGACCUUGGCCAAAUGCCACGAGCAUUUGAUGCAGUAUGGGAAGGGGAAGUCAUGCUAUUAUCGAUUUUUAACUAAAGGUCAACAGUGGAUUUGGCUCCAGACCCACUACUACAUCACCUACCACCAGUGGAACUCACGACCAGAGUUUAUUGUCUGCACACACACUGUGGUCAGUUAUGCUGAAGUAAGAGCUGAACAGCGUCGAGAACUGGGCAUCGAGGAGUCGCCUCCUGAGAUCUCAGCAGACAAGUCUCAAGACUCCGGCUCUGAAUCUCAGUUGAACACCUCCAGCCUGAAGGAGGCGCUAGAGCGCUUUGAUCACAGCCGCACACCCUCUGCCUCCUCACGGAGCUCACGCAAGUCCUCCACACACACAGCUGUCUCGGACCCCACGUCCACACAGACAAAGCCACAGACAGACCAUAUCACACCACCCCGCCAAUCAGUCUCAGCCAUUGAGAUGGCAUCACAGCGGAGGUCGUCCAUUAGCAGUCAGUCGAUGAGCUCUCAGAACACGGCACAGACGAUGGCAACGUCCCUCGUGUCGCAGCCUCAGCCACUUCAGCCCAAUGUGCAGAUGGAUGCCAUGCAGCAUCUUAAGGAGCAGCUGGAGCAGCGCACGCACAUGAUCGAGGCCAACAUUCAGAGACAACAAGAUGAGCUGCGACAAAUUCAGGAAGAACUGAAUAGGGUGCAAGGACAAGGCUUACAGAUGUUCUUACAGCCAGGAGGGGGAGGUCUCAACCUCGGCUCAGUGCAGCUGACACAGGGAGCAUCCGUGCAGGCAGGGGGCGCUCUUUCCAUGCAGGGGGCGGUGGUGCCGACAGGGAGCCUGCAGAGUGGCUUACAGUCCACACAUACAGCGACACAACUCGCCGUCACACAACAACAUUCUCAGCAGGCACCACCACAACAGCAGACCCUUCUCAGAGAUCAGAGCGCCACAUUAACGCAGUCCCAGAGGUCGUCUCACACACUGCAGUCUCCUCAGACAGCACUGCCAGCAUCUCUGUAUAACACCAUGAUGAUCUCUCAGCCCAGCCAGGGCAACGUCGUGCAGAUCGCCACCAGCCUGGCCCAGAGCAGUAGCUCCAGCGGUGCCGCCGUCGCCACUUUCUCACAAGACCGACAGAUAAGGUUUCCUACUGCUCCACAGCUUCUUACUAAACUUGUAACCGGUCCAAUGGCGUGUGGCGCAGUUAUGGUGCCCACCACUAUGUUCAUGGGGCAGGUGGUGACUGCGUUUGCCCCACAGCAGGGCCAGCCUCAAACAAUCAGCAUCACCCAGCAGCCGUCUGCGCAGACGCAGGAACAGCAGCAGGCCCAGACGCAGUCCCAGACGGCUGCGGGAACGGCCCAACAGCAAGGCCAGGCCCAAACUCAGCUUGCCCAGCAACAAACACAAUUCUUACAGGCUCCUCGACUUUUACACGGCAACCAGUCGACCCAGCUGAUUCUUCAGGCAGCGUUCCCCGUGCAGCAGCAGCAAGGCACCUUCACGACCACGCCGCAACAACAGCAGCAGCAACAACAACUCCAACAGCAACAACAGCUGCAGCAACAACAACUGCAUCAACAACAUCAACAACAACAGCAGCAGCUGCAACAACAACAUCAACAACAACAGCAGCAACUCCAACAGCAACAGCAGCAACAAAUGGCAGCUCACAGAUCCGACAACUUGUCGGACCGCUCCAAAGCGGCACCUCAGUAGCAGCGGUGGAUGAAUUCAAGGCGUGGACUGAACCGAAUCUCUAUCAAGCAGCUUUGCAAGAGGUUGUGCGAUGGGAGUUAUAUGACAAAUGGCAGUAUUUGUACUGUACCCUCUCAUAUCCUUCUACUGAGGUUCAGGUGGGAGGCAAGACCUAAAGGGGGGUGUAUUGAUCUGCCCCAUGCCCUCUCCAACCUAAAUGUUGCUUGCACUGGAUUCUGGUCUGACCACAUGUCGCCGAACGUUUCGUUGGCAAGGGAAGACGCAAGGGGACCUGGUUUGUCUUCUUAAAGCCGUGAACUAUCUCCACAUCUACCUUCGCCACAGUAAGAAGAAAGAGAACUCAAAUUCUCGCGUUCCUUCGUGUCGUACUGCCACCCCUUUUUAAUUUAUGCGGAACGCUCUGGUAAAAAAGGAAAACGAGACUUCAAAGAAGUCCGGCAGAACAAACAGCAUCUUCGGUCUCCAUCUCUUUUUUCCCCUCGAUUGCUCUUUCCGUUUCGUUUGGCUUGUGGAAGUAAUUAUGGGUCAUAAAAUAUUUUUAAGAAUUUCACGCGGAUUCAACUUUUACUGUACAGUUCACCUGUAAGAUAAUGUGUAAAUAUAUGGACAAAAGGAAAGAGAAACAAAUAUUUUAUAUGAUGCAUGAGAUGAAAAGCGUAGUCUGUUAUUUGUAGCUUUGAAUAUACUUUUUUUUCUAAUAUUCAAAGGUAAAACGCAAACUUAGUAUACAUAAUGGCUGAUCUCUUCACAGACUUCCUUUUUCCAGUGGGAUGGGGUGAGCGUGAGCGUGUGCGUGUGCGUGUGUGUGUAUAUAUAUAUGUUUGUAUGUAUGUGUGUCUGCCGAGCAGGCAAUGCUGGAUCCAGUUUGUCACAGUUGGUUUAAAAACGACCUUCAUGUUUUAGAAGAACUUAUUAGAGCUUAAAUACAUAUUGCUUUAUGUUACACAGUAAUUAUACAGCUUUUGCACACAUGAAAACAUAGUUAUAUUUGGAGAGAUAUUCUACAUUUGUAAAUACUUUAAGAAGUUAUAUUCUAUCCUUAUAUAGUAUAAGGAUAUCAGUAUCUUGGUUAGGCAAAAUAUCCAAAUGGUGCUAUGACUGUAAGGUGCAUUUGUAAAAUGGCAGUCAAAUGACAUCCGCUUCAAAAACUCAAGCUGAUGUUUUUCAAAACUUAGACUGAUGAGGACAAAUAUAUUCACAUAGAGUUGCAUAUUAGGGUAAAGAUUGCUUAGGCCUAAGCCAUAGUGCUCUCUAGUUUUCUAGUUGUUUUGCCCUUCCACAGAGAGUUACGAUAAACAGAAAUAUAUAAAUAUAAUAUAACUUCCCCAAACCUAUUUGAUAUUAAUCACAUUUGCACAAUCGUAUGAAAAUAAGCUUGGUCUUGAUAAACAUUUAAAUUUAUCUUCCAGGGCCUGAUUUUGCUGUCUUCCAGACAUCUCUGGAGAAGCAGGAAUGUAUAGGUUCACUGAAUUACCUCUAACACUGACACAUGUCAACAGCUGCAAGGAAAUUAUAUUAAAUGUCCCAAAAGAGGAUACGUAAACUCUGUUAGGCGUGUAAGAUCCGACAGAGCUUAUAAGACGAAGCGAAUGAUCAAAUAAAGGUCUACACCCAAAGCAAUAGAUUUUUUAUAAUGAAAACUCCAGUGUUGACAAUCUGAUUCUAGUUCAAUUUAACUCAAUUGAAAAUAUGUUGAUGCUUAUUUAUGCCACUAAUGUGGCUACUAGAAUAAAAGUCUGCUUUAGCGAAUCGGUUACAAAGGAAAUUUCACCAUGGUGAAUUUUCAAAUUCAAGAGAUAGGUUUUUCUAUAUUUAAAAUAGUUCCCUGUACUUAGUAAAUAAUCUGUAACUGUAUAUAGCAAUGUAGACAAAAAUGUUUUUUGAAAGCUGAAAAGCAAAAUCGACAGAUAGCACUUAUGAUCUUGCGACGAAGUAUCAUGUUAUUGUUUUAUUUUUUGUAAUUGUCACUGAAAGUAAAUUUCACCAACAGAUAGCACUUACCGUGGUCUUGUGAGGAAAAUAUCACAUUAUCAGUUGUUUUAAUUAUUUUAAAAGUUCACCCAAAAAUUCUGUCAUCAUCACUGACUUUCUUUCUUCCGCAGAAUACCAAAGAUGAUAUUUUGAUGAAAGUUUGUAACCGCACAGCAGUGGCUCCAUUCACUUCUAUUGUCCGGACACAAAACCAAUGCAAGUGAAAGGGGCCAGUUAACAACAUUAUUCAAAAUAUCUUCUUUCGUGUUCCUCAGAAGAAAGUCAUAUGAAUGAGUUUAAAAUGAGAAGAGGGUGUGUAAAUGAUUGCAGAAUAUUUACUUUUGGGUGAACUAUACCUUUUACUGUCUGAACUUUAUGUUAGUAAGCAAUAUUGCCUUUUUCAGGUCAGUACAAAUAAACAGGUUUCAUUAAAGGAUCAUUUACCUCCAAAAAAUUACAAUUCACUCAUCAUUUACUUGCCGUCAUUUCAUUUCAAACCCUUUUGAUUUUUUUUAAUGUGUACUGGUUGCUUUUCUUCAUGCAACGGGGCAUUUUACCCUCAAAAUGAUGCCAUAGAAACUUGGAAAAUAAAAAGGUCUUAUCCACUAGUCCAACAGUGCUAAAGCUAUACAAUAGCUUAAUAAAAGAAACCAACCAAAAAUUUGAGUGUUUUUUCACUGUGACUUUGUUCUAGUACAUUUAUAAAAGAAUUUAGUACGAGUAUGAAAACUCACGACUGUGGGUAAAACAUUUUUAUAUUUUUAUUUCUGAGUGAAAUAAUCCUUUAACAGGAUACUCCACCCAAAAAAAUAAAUGUGCUCAUCCUAAAGUUGUUCCGAAUCUGUAUACAUUUCUUUGUUCAGUUGAACACAAAGAAAUAUAUUUGGAAGAAUGUUAGCAACCAACCAGUUUUUGGCCAUCCUUGACUACCAUAGUAGGAAACAAAAAUGUAUUUUUUGUUCUGUUGAACACAAAAGAAGAUAUUUUGAGGAUUUAGGAAAUCUAGAUGGCGAGUUAUUCAUGACAGAAUUUUCCUAUUUGAGUGGAGUAUCCCUUUACUGUAUUCAUAUCAGACCUUCCUAUGUAUAUAUUACGAAGCAAGUCAGAAUUUCUGGCUUGCUUGAGAAAAGCCAACCACACUCAUCCAAUCAGAGUUCAUAUUGCAGUUUCCCCCCAAUAGCGGAGGACCCCCUUAAUCUUUAAUAAUGCAGUAUGUCAUCAGUGCCAUCAGGUUUCUUUGAUUCAAUCCACUUAGCCCAAGCCAGCAAAUCAAUCAGAAUAUGAAUCCAUGCCUUUCAUGCGCUGGUUUUGCUUUAUGUGGUCACUUGUUUAGAUAUAAUCUUAUUUAUCCAAAAAAAAUAGCUGUUUAAAUCCCACUAAAAUUUAAUGUAGAUUAUGUCUCAGACGUAACCCAACAAUAUGGCUAAAAAUGGGAAAAGCAGGAUCACUGACUGAAUGUAAAACCCUCAUUAAGCUUUAUUAUACAGUAACAGGUACUGUAUGCUGACGCACACAUAAUAAACAUUUGAAUGAGGAAUAUAUAUAUAUAUAUAGAGAGAGAGAGAUAGAUAGAUAGAUAGAUAGAUAGAUAGAUAGAUAGAUAGAUAGAUCGGAAUUAGAUUUUAUUAUUUUUCUACAGCAAAACAGAGUUUAUGAAAAUAUAAUUAUUGUUUAAAAUAUCUAUGAUUCUUUUGCUAGGAAGGCAUAUAGACGAUAAUGUUUACUCCAUAUAACCUCAGAUGAAGGGUUUUUAUACAAACUGUGACGCACUGGUGGACCAGUUGAACAUUCACCCCACAUUUGGAUUCAGGAAAUGGUUAAGGUCUUGACUGUUUGAAAGAGACCUCAGUGAUGUAUGUGCUUUAGGCCCCCACUUAAGUUAUUAGGUAUGUUAGGUAUUUUGGAGUUAAUUUUUUUUUUUAAGAAUUACCUAUACAGUUUCAGGCUGGGUCGAGAAUGACCUCAUCUCCAAUGCUUAGUAUCGAUGCCAGUGUGCGACAGUGGUUAUGUUUUGGAGUAUAAGGGGGUUGAUUUUUUUCCUGCACUGAUUUGUAUCGUCAGCCCCAAAGUAACAUUGGCUUCCUCAGGUUGGAUCGGAAUAUUCACAACCCGCAUCACUUUAUACCUCUCUUCUGUCUUCACUCUGCUUUAUCUUGUGAUAGUGAUAUCUUCAAUAAUUUAUGUUCUUCUGCACUCAAUGUAAACACAAUAAACAACUGUUUUCCCCAGAUUACCGUUACAAUAUUCUGCUCCUCUGAAGGGUCUUUGUCAUUCAAUGAAACCUCAACGGGUGUUUGGUGUUUAUCCCAAAAAGCCAAAGGCAAAGAUGAGAAAUGUUGAUGAAACUUUUAAUGCUCGGCUUCGCAACAUGCCCAUUGGAAAAGGUGGUGAACCAUAUUAAAUGUUUUGUAGUUCUGUAUGCACUAGAAGUUCAGAAUGUCUACCAGUGUUCUCUCUUGCUAUCAUUUAAUCUCUGUACGUGUGAUGUUCUCUAAAGAGUACUUGCCUUUGGCUCACGAAUUUGAUCUGGUCAUCAAACGUUAGAUACAAAUAUUAGACGCAUACGUCGGUUUGAACACACACUAUUUGUUAUAUUCGUUCAGAGCUCUCUGGGGUUACUAGAGCAUUCUGGAUUUUUCUAAAGCUAAAUUCAAGAAUAUCAAGAAACACAAAGUGUGCUGUAUUGGGUUGAUUUUGUGAGCCGGGCCAUUCAUACAGUUAAAGAACCUUUUUAAACAAAACAAUGCUGUUAACUCCCCUUAUUCAGUUUUGAAAAUAAACAUAAAAAUACUCUG
Messenger RNA from Triplophysa dalaica, 8326 nucleotides. RefSeq names its product clock circadian regulator a (gene clocka). The coding region runs from base 918 to 3560 and encodes 880 amino acids. NCBI's taxonomy places the organism in Eukaryota, Metazoa, Chordata, Actinopteri, Cypriniformes, Nemacheilidae. The transcript is spliced from 24 exons. The record is from RefSeq and is a predicted model, not a curated record. Gene Ontology annotation, cellular component: CLOCK-BMAL transcription complex; nucleus; cytoplasm. Gene Ontology annotation, molecular function: DNA-binding transcription factor activity, RNA polymerase II-specific; E-box binding; protein dimerization activity. Gene Ontology annotation, biological process: circadian regulation of gene expression; regulation of transcription by RNA polymerase II.